This is a messenger RNA of Moesziomyces antarcticus, 1752 nucleotides long. RefSeq lists its product as uncharacterized. The transcript has a single exon. Lineage: Eukaryota; Fungi; Basidiomycota; Ustilaginomycetes; Ustilaginales; Ustilaginaceae. The record is from RefSeq and is a predicted model, not a curated record. The coding region runs from base 1 to 1752 and encodes 583 amino acids.
AUGGCGUCCAAGUACUCGCUCUCCGCCGAGCUGCCCGCGACGCGCAAGUCGCUGCGCCGCGGCAACACUCAGACUCAGUACGACCACCAACUCGGAGUUCUGCGCGAACAGGCGUCAAACAACCAGCCUGCAGAAGAGAAGAUCUCGGUUACGCCACACGAUGCUUGGGCUCAGCCAACGCCUCCUGCACCCGCCGCAGCGCGAGGCGGCCUCAACACCGCCGACGCCAUGGUGAGACGUGACCUCUCUCUGCGUCGCGGCGUCAGCAGAGGCAAGGGCAAGGGCGCCGCCGCCGCCGGCGAGGAGACGGCGCUCAAGUCCGAAUUCGACUCGUCCGACGUGACCUACGACGAGCGCGGCUACCUCGUGCUCAAGGGCGCCGACCGCUACGGUCUCACCAGCUCCGCCUUCUCCACCGACAAGACCAAUGACGAGGGCCGCAAGCGCACCAACCGCUUUGCGUAUCUCGAGGGGCUGCGCGGCGUGCUUGGGCUCCAGGUGCUCAUCUGGACCUUCUUCCGCAUCUUUGCACCCGCCAUCGUGGCCGAUCGCGACGUCGACGGCGUCUACCCCGCCGCGUUCGUCGCAGCUGCACCUACCUGGCAGACGGUGCUCCGAAAGGCGCUUUCGCCCCUCCUCUUCGACGGCGAGCUGCAGGCGGCCAUGUUUGUCAUCCUCACUGGCCGUGCCUCGCUGCAGACGUACAUCGAGCGCCGUGUUGCCACGGGUCUGGCCGGCCCGGCGUUCAAGCGACCUUUCCGCUUCCUCAUCCCCAUGGCCGUCACGCUUGCCCUCGUGUCGCUCGUGAUUGGCGUCAACGGCUUCCGCUACGCAUCCGAAAUGUCGAGCGCGCUGCAGAACCAGCACGCCACGCCUCCGGUCCAGUGGGGCUCGGCGCUCGAGUACUUCAACUCGCUCCUCUUCUUCUUCUCGUCGCCGCUCUACUUCAAGACGGCGCGGGCGACCACGUUCAUCCCGCCGUCGGGCACCCUGUGGAUCAUCCCCGUCAUCUUCCAGCAGACGUACGUGCUCAUCAUCCUCGCGUUUGCGCUGCCGUACACCAUCAUGCGCUACAAGAACCUCGGCAUGAUCCUGCUCAUCCUCACCACCGCCUGGGUCGGUCGUUGGUCGUGGUACACGCUCACGGGCCUGCUGCUCGCCGAGUGGUCCACGGUCUACCUCCAGCUGCUCCCCGCAAAGGGUAUCCCGCUCAACCGCCAGGGAACUCGAUUCGUCCCCACGUGGGUGCCCGGUGUGGCGUUUGCACUGCUCGGUACCAUGUUCAAGUACCUCUGGAUCGCAGCAGUGCCGGCCAAGGCGAACAACGACAUCAUUGCCCACGUAGACGGCAACACGGGCAGGCUCAACUACGGCGUCGACCCGUCGCAGGUGGCGUUCCCGCGCUACGACAACUGGCUCUUGGCUACGGGCGUGCUGUAUCUGAUCGAGAUCUCGCCGCGAGCGCAAAAGGUGCUCGGCAACCGUGUCUUUGUGCACAUCGGCAGGUGGGCCUUCUCGAUCGCCCUCAUCUCGGGCACACUCAUGCUUAGUCUCGGCAGCUUCGUUUGGCACCACCUCACGGCCAGCACCGCCCAGGGCGGCCUGGCGUGGACCAGCGAGGCAGGCAUCCUGGGUGUGCUCUUUGUCAUUCUCAUCCCCGCAAGCUGCUUGCUCGCCGAGGCCUACUCGCGCGCUGUCGACGACUCGGCGCUCUGGCUCGCCAACUGGAUGUUUAAGUGGAUCCGCGUCUAG